Messenger RNA from Adineta ricciae, 1035 nucleotides. NCBI's taxonomy places the organism in Eukaryota, Metazoa, Rotifera, Eurotatoria, Adinetida, Adinetidae. The record is from the annotation of a GenBank genome assembly.
AUGCGUGUACUCUAUCUGGUUCUAUUGGUUGUAGUAUCGGCAGUUUCUGCCAAAUCUCUUUUAGAGCAGAUCGAAGAACGGGCGGAGAACAAUUGCAAAACAAUUAUGGAUCUGUUCAUUAUCCUCGACUCGUCCGGUAGUAUUGGCGCUGCUGCAUUUGAAAAUGCUAAAAAAGCUCUCAUUGAAAUGGUUUCCAUGUUACAAAUUGGUCCCAAGAAAGUACAAGUAUGGGUGUUCAAUUAUGGACAAACUGUUGACAUGCCAAUCGCUUUUCAUAACAUGCCUAUGUCAGACUUCACCAAAGAUGUUCUAAUUCGAAAGAUUCAAAACAUUCCAUACAUGAACGGUGGUUGUACUGCUACAGGAGACGCACUACGUGAUGCUCGACUGGUUUGUGGCAAACAUUGUCGAGGUCUUCAUGAAGGUGUUUCACGAAUUGCUGUUGUUUUCACCGAUGGAAAUAGCAAUUGCGGUGCAUCAGUUGGUGUCGAGUCUUCUCAAUUCUUCAGUCAAACUAAAUCUAGUGUUUUUGCUGUUGGUAUUGGUUCCGGUAUUAACACUAAAGAACUCCUCACAAUUGCUACCGAAAAAAAACAUGUUGUACACGUCAACAACUAUACCGAAUUAAUUACAGCAAUGAACAAUAUCACUGUAUAUACAUGUGGUAUUCCAGCUUUUGUUCUUCCAAAUAUUAAAGUAGAAACAUCAACACCUAGCAACACAUUUCGAUACUACCAAGUCGAUACAACAGAACAUUUCCGAAAUAAUCGAAACGGUCAAGGUGGAUUCAUCGAACUUAACGCACAUGUUCAUAAAGGUAAAGUAGACGUUUACACAUCGACGACAAAUUCCAAUCCGGGACCAGGUACUGGCCAUCGUGUUCAAUUUAACACAAGAGGAUCUGAUCUAUUCUAUAUCGAACAUAUUGAAGAAGAUACUCCAAGAUUAUAUUUUAGUUUUUACGGUGUUGAAACAGCCAACGAAUAUGAUUUUGUUGUUAAUUGGCUUGACGCCAGCGGUGGAAUAAUCGGUUAA